Molecule: messenger RNA, 1293 nt
Organism: Perognathus longimembris pacificus (Pacific pocket mouse)
Lineage: Eukaryota; Metazoa; Chordata; Mammalia; Rodentia; Heteromyidae
Gene: Ambn
Product: ameloblastin
Exons: 11
Coding region: 1-1293 (430 amino acids)
Biological process (GO): odontogenesis of dentin-containing tooth
Molecular function (GO): structural constituent of tooth enamel
Source: RefSeq, a predicted model, not a curated record
AUGUCAGCAUCCAAGAUUCCACUCUUCAAAAUGAAGGACCUGAUAUUGUUCCUGUGCCUUCUGAAAAUGAGUUUUGCAGUGCCGGCAUUUCCUCAGGGGCCUGGGACACAGGGUAUGGCACCGCCAGGCAUGGCUAGUUUGAGCCUUGAGACAAUGAGACAGUUGGGAAGUUUGCAAGGAUUAAAUGCACUUUCUCAGUAUUCGAGGUUCGGCUUUGGCAAGGCGCUCAACUCUCUGUGGUUGCAUGGUCUCCUCCCGCCACCGGCCUCCUUCCCAUGGAUGAGACCCGGGGAACAUGAAACUCAGCAGUAUGAAUAUUCUUUGCCUGUGCAUCCCCCACCUCCCCAAUCACAGCCGCCCCUGCAUCCUCCACAGCCAGGGAUGAAGGCCUUCCUGCAGCCCACCGCCCCCACCACCGCCUUCCAGGCCACCGCCCAGAAGGGGGGGCCACGCGGGCCCCUGCACCCGCCGCAGCUGCCCCUGCAGGAUGGAGACCUGCCCGACGCCGUGCAGCAGCAGCAGCAGGGAGGGGUGGCGCCCUCCGAGCCGCCGCCCACCUCCCAGAUGCCACUCAUGGAUUUUGCUGGUCAAGAACUUCCAACGGUGUUCCAUUUGGCCCGUUUGAUAUCUCGGGCACCAAUAGCAGACAAUAAGCCAUCUACACUUUAUCCAGGAAUGUUUUAUAUGUCAUAUGGAACAAAUCAACUGAAUACUCCUGCCCGACUUGGCUUCAUGAGUUCAGAAGAAAUGCCCGGAGCAAGAGGUCCCAUGGCCUACGGAGCUAUGUUCCCAGGAUUUGAAGGCCUGAGGCACACCCUCAGAGGACUAGGCCCCAACACAGCCAAAGGAGGAGACUUUACCCUGGAAUUUGACUCCCCCGUGUCCGUUACCAAAGGAACCAAGGGUCCUGAGAAGGGAGAAGAAGAGCCCCAAGGGUCCCCUCUGCACGAGGGCAAUCCGGAGGGCCCGGCUCUCCUCUCCCACAUAGCGCCUGGCGCGCAUGCAGGGCUCCUGGCCUUCCCCGAUGACAACAUUCCCAGCUUGGCAAGGGGUCCCGCUGGGCAAAGGCAGGAAUCCCCAGGGGUCACCCCAGCCACCGAUGAUCUACUGAUGACCCCUGAAUUGGCUGGAGUUUAUGACGCCUACGGAGGUGAUGUGACCACCCCCCUGGGUGAGGGAGAGGCUACCAUAGAUACCACAAUGUCCCCAGACAUUCAGGAAACACGGGUCCCCGGAAACAAAAUGCACCACCCCCAGAUGGUACAUGAUGCAUGGCGUUUCCAAGAGCCCUGA